This is a messenger RNA of Owenia fusiformis, 1325 nucleotides long. The record is from the annotation of a GenBank genome assembly. Lineage: Eukaryota; Metazoa; Annelida; Polychaeta; Sabellida; Oweniidae.
UCCGCUUCAAAUUUUUAAGUUCUUAUUUAUCAUUAUGGACACAAAUUCCACUAUAUUUGGACUUACUAGGACGGAGAAAAUAGAGCACUGAGUAUCCAAUCAAAUUUGUACAUCAAGCGCAACCUGGCAGGCGUAAUCUGGUAGACUUUCCCGGGAAAAUUUUAAACAGAUAUAGCCUAAUUUCUACAAAAAGAGGAAAUGUGACAAUGUCCCUUUCUACCCAAGAUGAAGAAGAACAGUUUGUGUUGGUGGCCAAACUGGACAACGCAAAGAACAUGUCUAGCAUCAUAAAAGCCAUACACUUCAAAGAUACAGCAAUAUUUUUUGCCACUAAGAAUGGGAUCAAGUUGACUGUUGAGGAGUCAAAGUGUCUCCAGGCCAAUGCAUUUAUCCAUGCAGGGGUUUUCCAAGAGUUUAUCAUCAAAGAAGAGCAGUCAACGUUCAAGAUCAACCUUACAGUCUUACUGGAUUGCCUGAACAUAUUUGGAAGCAGUGCAGUUCCAGGGGUAAAUACAGCUUUGAAGAUGUGCUAUGGUGGCUAUGGUUGUCCUCUUACACUAAUGUUAGAAGAAAGUGGGGUAUUGACAGACUGCAGCAUUAAAACACUAGAACCAGAUGAGACACUAGAUUUCAACUUUAGCAGUGCUAAUGUAGUGAACAAGAUAAUCAUGAAGACUGAACCUCUGAGGGAAGCAUUCAGUGAAUUAGACAUGACAAGUGAAGUUCUACAAAUUCUUAUGUCCCCAGACAAACCAUACUUUAGAAUGUCAACAUUUGGUAACUCGGGGAGUACACAUCAAGAUUUCCCCAAAGAUUCUGAUAUGGUAGAAUCAUUCGAGUGUCAACAAACACAAACAAACAGGUACAAGCUCUCUCUGUUAAAGCCCUCUACUAAAGCCCUGGCAACCGCCACUAGAAUCUCCAUCAGGACGGACUACAGAGGAUUCAUAUCUCUGCAAUAUAUGAUAAAAAAUGAUGACGGCCAAGUGUGUUUUGUUGAGUAUUAUUGUUCUCCUGAUGAAGAAGUGAAUGACUGAGGACAUUGUGAUUGGUUCAUUUAUCUCCAAGGUGCCAAUUCAAAACAAACUGUUCCAAUGCAUGUACCUGUAAUCUCAUAAACUAACUGAGACAUUUUACAGCAAGUGGAAGGAACAUGUACAAAGCUUUGGAAGUGAUUUUUUGUUCAUUUCAUGGCAAUGUUAUUUGCUGAGAGCUUUUAGUAUAAAAUACACUCCCUUUUUUAUUCAAAAAUAUUUAUUCUUUAAAUUAUUAUUCACUCUACAUUUGCCAACAGUUAUCUAUUAAGUGUAUCAAUGUGAAAAAAC